CCAAAAUAGUCCCCUGCUUAUCCUCUCCCCACUGGCUCCGGCAAGGCGGCGACGGCGGUGGCCGCCUCGUUGAGGCUAAUGCUUCCGCUCCUCGCCUGUCGCCUCUAUUCGCUUUCCCCUUCCCGCUUCCCUGCCGGAUCUCCCCUGCCGCGACCCUCACUCCAGAGAUGCUUAGCCGCGGUGUUUAGGCAUGGCGAUGCUGCCCGGCGGCAGGGCGGGGGUAACCGGCGCGGCUCAUGUUCCAUGAUGAGGAUCGAAGUGCGAGGCCUCAGACCACGGACGGCCUCCUCGCCAUUCUCUUGUCGGCGGCCUCCCAUCCCCGUCCUGGCUGCUUCGAAGAUCAUCCUCCUCGUCGCCGGGCGUCAUCUGAAUUUUCAUGCUUGCUUUGAAGAUCAUCCAUUUACUCAGCAACACCUUUCAGCACGCAUUGUAUGUGAGGAGUUGUAGAGAUCAGCACAGAGAAAUCCUAAAGAAGGUCAACUGUACAAGGGAAUAUAUUGCAAUACUGAAGCUACCGCACAUAGAAGCUCCAUUGCCCCCUGUGGAAUCAUAGCUUGGAGCCUGUUCCAUGGCAAACACAGCUUCACUCAUGGGCCAUUGCAAUAAAAUUCUGAGGGUGAAUAAGCAAUAUGUUUUCAUGGAAGAGUGAAAGAGCACACUUGGCAAGCGUGUUUAUGUAAAGAACUUUUAGAAUGGGGCUUUGAUUGGUGGUGGAAGGCAUGAUCCAAACAAACUUGUAAGUGUAGUUUAACUUGUCACUGGACUGGGCUAUCCUAUAUCUCAUAGUCUGUCAAAAAAAAAGAGACACAGCUCUAGUUUUCAGCAUGUCAAAAAAUUUUGUGCAUGUCUUGCAAAUUUCGGUUACCUGCUUUUCGGUUUCUGCCUUUUGAAAGCUGAGUAAGCAGAAUGACCUGAGCUUGUGGAUGCAAAAUGUGGCGCUCCUGACCUUCUGGAAGCUGUGUAUAGAAGGAUCCAGGAGCGUCUCCAAGCAGAAGACUGCAGGAACUGGGCCAAUGUUGCUCUGCUGUGCUGCUGAGGACUGCCAACAUCACAUCAGCAUACACGAUCCUUACCUUUAUUGUUUCCCAGACGCUCUGAAGGACAGGACUGGUUCAUUGGGACAUUUUCUUCACCAGGGACGACAAUGCCACCAGUGAAUAGUAAUGCAGCUGGACCAAGCCCCACCCAGGAUGGUCCGGCAGACACCACGAAGAAGCGCAACAAGCCUCAGUAUAAUCAAUUUACUCGGCAGGAGCUUCCAGCAUGCAAACCUGUACUUACUCUUCCCGUUACUAUUGCUAUGAUUGCGCCUGUGGGCAUAAUUUUUAUUCUGAUAGGUCUUGGUUGCAUCGCGACCUCAAAUAAGGUUGUUGAAUUGGCAAAUCGAUAUGAGACUGCAUGCGUGCCGGAAAACAUGCGCAACAAUCCAGUUGCUUAUAUCCAAAAUCCUUCAGAGGAUAAGUCCUGCACAAGAGUUCUCAAGGUCCCUAGGGAUAUGAAGAAGCCGAUUUACAUAUACUAUCAACUCGACAGGUUCUACCAGAACCACAGACGGUACGCGAGGAGCCGUAGCAUCAGGCAGCUGAGCGACCCCAAGAUGGCAUCUGCAGACUCAAGACUCUGCAAGCCUGAAGCCACCGCGGACGGAGGCCCCAUCGUCCCCUGCGGGCUCGUGGCGUGGAGCCUGUUCAACGACACCUACAGCUUUGCCCGCGGCAACGAGACGCUGGAGGUGGACAAGCGUGGCAUCUCGUGGAGGAGUGACAGGAAUCGCCUGUUCGGCAAGCAUGUGUAUCCCAGGAACUUUCAGAGCGGGGGACUCAUCGGCGGCGGGACGCUUGAUCCAAGAACACCUCUGAGCGAGCAGGAGGAUCUGAUGGUGUGGAUGCGGACGGCGGCGAUGCCGAAGUUCCGGAAGCUGUACGGGAGGAUCGAGGUGGACCUCCGUGCCGGCGAUCUGAUACAAGUGACGGUGAUGAACAACUACAACACCUACAGCUUCGGCGGGAGGAAGGCGGUGGUGCUGUCGACCGCCGGCGUGCUGGGCGGCAAGAGCACCUUCCUCGGCCGCGCGUACCUGGCCGGCGGCGCGGCGUGCCUCGGCCUGGCGCUGGUCCUCGCGCUGCUCUGGCUCCUUGUCCCAAUCAAGGAGGAACCCUACCUCGGGCCUGCACGACGAUGACCGCGCUUCCAGUCCACUAGUGCUACGCUGAUCGGCGAUUUCUUCUUUUGGAACUUCGGUUCGUAGCUGUGUAUGCAAUAAUUGCACCCAAAAUUCAACGGUAAUGUACAGUCAGCAGUCACAGAUACUGGCUAUUGACCUGUAAUCUGAUGUCAGUUCUCCAGUAGUUUGACACUUUGACCUGAAA
Setaria italica (foxtail millet) is the source of this 2369-nucleotide messenger RNA. Its product is annotated as ALA-interacting subunit 5. The record is from RefSeq and is a predicted model, not a curated record. The transcript is spliced from 10 exons. NCBI's taxonomy places the organism in Eukaryota, Viridiplantae, Streptophyta, Magnoliopsida, Poales, Poaceae. The coding region runs from base 1145 to 2182 and encodes 345 amino acids. Gene Ontology annotation, cellular component: plasma membrane; endoplasmic reticulum; Golgi apparatus.